Leptinotarsa decemlineata (Colorado potato beetle) is the source of this 2358-nucleotide messenger RNA. Its product is annotated as annulin. The record is from RefSeq and is a predicted model, not a curated record. Gene Ontology annotation, molecular function: protein-glutamine gamma-glutamyltransferase activity. Gene Ontology annotation, biological process: peptide cross-linking. NCBI's taxonomy places the organism in Eukaryota, Metazoa, Arthropoda, Insecta, Coleoptera, Chrysomelidae.
CAACCAGACAUCGCUAGGAUUGUUAUUAAGAAGCUGAAUGUACAGUUUCGAAGGUCUAGCACCUGAAUCGCGCGAGAAGCAGUCUGGUCAAGUCGAAAGAAAGUGAAACUGAAAUGAACUACGUGCGUUUAACGGACUAAUUUAUUUUAUCGAAAAUUUUCACUAAUUUCAAUGGGAAAAUUCAAGUUUCCUUGCUGCCGUCCCUGCGGUAGUUGUUUUCGUGCUAGUUGGAGCCCCAACGAUGAUAUUGGAUUGCAGCCACUCCCGAAACCCAAAGAAGCAGAUGUCUCAGAAGGUGUCUCCGUAGAUGAACCGGAUAUUUUAAUAAUCAGGGAGAUUGACCCCUGCAUCGCUAUAAACGGACCUUUUCAUCACACUAUGCGGUAUGACCUAAUGCAACGAGAUUUACGGCCUCAAUUAGUAAUCAGGAGAGGUCAAACCUUUCAACUGGACAUCAAAUUGAGUCGCCCCUAUAACGAAGAAAAAGAUGGGAUUUCGUUUAUAUUCACUGUAGAAGAUGAAGAAAAACCCACCCACGGCAAUGGCACAAUGGUAGCAGUACCGCUGCUGAACAAAACGGACAAAUAUCUGCCAUGGAAUGCUACCCUGGAAAAAACAAAUGACACCUCUAUCACUGUCCAAGUGACAGUACCUCCAGACGCCAUAGUGGCAAAAUGGCGUUUAGAAGUUGACACUAAAAUCAUUGACGACGGUGCCUAUAGUUAUUCUUGGGAAACUGGCAUAUACAUCCUGUUCAAUCCUUGGUGUAAACAAGAUCAAGUCUACGUGAAAUCUGAAGAAUGGAGAGACGAAUCCGUGUUGAACGACGUUGGUCUAAUUUGGAGGGGUACUUAUAAUAGAUUGAAGCCGGUUAUAUGGAAAUACGACCAGUUCGAGAAAGAUAUUCUGGAUUGUUCCAUGUACUUGGUCAGCGUAGUUGGAAAGGUCAAGAGCAAUUACAGGUCGGAUCCAGUUAAAACUUCGAGGGCUCUUGCUGCAGCUGUUAAUGCAGCAGAUGAUUAUGGGGCAAUCAUGGGAAACUGGUCGACCGACCAUAGUGGUGGAACGCCGCCUACCAAAUGGUUGGGAAGCAAGGAAAUUUUGCAAAAGUUUUACAAAAAGAGAAAGCCUGUCAAGUACGGACAGUGUUGGGUUUUUUCUGGAGUUCUUACGACGAUAUGCCGAGCUCUGGGAAUCCCCUCCAGGACAGUCACCAAUUAUUCCUCGGCGCACGAUACGCAGAACUCCCUGACGGUGGACUACUUCAUGGACGAAACGGGUGCCAUCAUGGAGGAACUCAACUCGGAUUCCAUCUGGAACUUCCACGUCUGGAACGAGGUGUGGAUGGACAGACCUGACCUCGGGAGUCACUACGGAGGUUGGCAAGCCAUAGACGCUACUCCGCAGGAGUUGAGCGAAGAGGAAUACAAAUGCGGGCCAGCUUCGGUAGCUGCUGUGAAACAAGGAGAAGUGCUCAGGCCGUACGAUAAUAAUUUUCUGUUUUCGGAAGUUAAUGCAGAUAAGAUCUUUUGGAGGUACGCCGGUCCAACCCAGCCCCUCAAACUCCUCCGCAAAGAUACCCAAGCCAUCGGAAAACUGAUUUGCACCAAAGCCCCCGGAGCAUUCGAGAGGGAAGACAUAACCUACACUUACAAACACAAAGAGAAAACCCCCGAAGAGCGAACCACAAUGCUGAGAGCGUUGCGUCAAUCGGAGAAUCUCUUCUCGCGGUAUUACCUCAACGAAGACUUCAACGACAUCAAGUUCAACUUCAAACUCAUCGACGACAUCAAGAUAGGCCAGCCUUUCAGCGUCUGUCUCGAGAUGAAGAACAGGUGCAAGACGAAGGCUUAUCAAAUAGGGGUUAUUUUGCGAGUAGAAGUAGUGACGUAUACUGGCAAGGUUGGCAGCAACGUGAAGAACGAGAAUUUCUCGGUGACUGUCCAGCCAGAAGCUGUCCAAGAAGUGAAGUCGGAACUAACUUACGAUGACUACGGAAAGAGGCUCAUAGACCAAUGCGCUUUCAACGUGUCUUGCUUGGCAAAGAUCGAGGACACCAACUUCGAGUACUUCGCCCAGGAUGACUUCAGGAUAAGACUGCCGGAUAUCAAAAUAGCCCUGAAAGGGACCCCUGUGGAAGACACAGAGAUCGCUGCUGAUAUUUCUGUUGAGAACCCUCUUCCAGUAGCUCUGAAGAAGGGCGUCUUUACCGUUGAAGGCCCGGGAAUUGAGGGGAAGUUGAAGGUCAAGGUGAAGGAUACUGUACCUCCGGGUGGGGUGGCUAGAGGGGAGUUUAAAUUUACUCCCCCUCGUACUGGGAGGCAUACGAUUGCGGCAAAGUUCGUUUCGAAGCAGGUG